GUGUCAUUACACGGUGUUACCCGCAGUGGGAACGCCACACACCUACAUUGUUACAAUCCUCCCAUUUCAUACAACCUUGCGUUUCCAUGUCUCCCGAGAACGGUAUGUUGUUUUUAACGCAAAACGGUGGACUUUACCUGUUUCCUGAACACUGAAGACAGCGGAAGUUCAAAGAACAAACAUGAGAAGGGUUCGCCGUAAACUGUCAUGAGGCUGACAGUGAUGGGUUGCUGAUAUUGGUGGGCGCAGAUUUGGGAAUCCCGGGGAGGAGGAAGCGCCCAGCACAAUGACCGUGUUCAACCAGGAGAAUGUAGAGGAUUACUACGAUAUAGGAGAUGAGCUUGGAAGCGGUCAGUUCGCCGUGGUGAGAAAGUGCCGCAAGAAGGGCACGGGCCUGGAGUACGCCGCCAAGUUCAUCAAGAAGCGGCGCAGCAAGUCGAGUCGCCGCGGUGUCACCAAGGAGGACAUUGAGAGGGAGGUCAGCAUCCUCCGGGAGAUCCAGCACCCCAACGUCAUCACAUUGCACGACGUGUUCGAGAACAAGAGCGAAGUCAUCCUCAUCCUCGAGCUAGUGGCAGGAGGGGAGCUCUUCGACUUCCUGGCCGAGAAGGAGUCACUCAGUGAGGAGGAGGCCACCGAGUUCCUCAAGCAGAUCCUGGAUGGCGUCAACUACCUGCACUCCAAACAGAUAGCCCACUUUGACCUCAAGCCGGAGAACAUCAUGUUGCUGAACCGGAGUGUGCCUCACCCGCGCAUUAAGCUCAUUGAUUUUGGCCUGGCCCACAAGAUUGACUUCAGCAAUGACUUCAAGAACAUCUUUGGCACUCCGGAGUUUGUAGCCCCAGAAGUGGUUAACUACGAGCCUCUGGGCUUGGAGGCAGACAUGUGGAGUGUCGGCGUGAUAACUUACAUAUUGCUGAGUGGGGCCUCUCCGUUCCUGGGCGAGAACAAGCAGGAGACGCUGGCCAAUGUGUCAGCAGUGGACUACGAGUUUGACGAGGAAUACUUCAGCAACACCAGCGCCCUGGCAAAAGACUUUAUCAUACGGCUCCUCGUCAAGGACCCAAAAAAAAGAAUGACGAUCCAGGAAAGUCUGCAGCAUCCCUGGAUCAAGCCAAAAGACACUCAGCAAGAACUUAGUCGCAAAGAGUCAGCAGUGAAUAUGGAGAAAUUCAAGAAGUUUGCAGCCCGCAGAAAAUGGAAGCAAUCGGUGAGGCUGAUCUCUCUGUGCAACCGGCUCUCACGCUCCUUCCUGUCCAGGAGCAACAUAAGCGUGGCGCGCAGUGAUGACACACUGGACGAGGAAGACUCAUUUGUGAUGAAGGCCAUCAUCCACGCCAUCAAUGACGACAAUGUGCCAGGCCUGAAGCACCUGCUGGGCUCACUGACCAGCUACGACAUCAACCAACCCAACAAGCACGGAACACCCCCACUUCUCAUCUCAGCUGGCUGUGGAAAUGUCCAGAUUAUCGACGUGCUGAUGAAAAAGGGAGCAGAGAUACAAGCCCUCGACAAGUCUGGAGCCAAUGCUAUCUACUACGCAGCCCGAAAUGGCCACGUCCAGACCUUGAAAUUCCUCCAUGAAAAGAAGUGCCCUCUGGACAUCCAAGAUAAGUCUGGGGAGACGGCCCUGCAUGUCGCUGCUCGCUACGGCAACGUGGACGUGGUCCAGUACCUUUGCAGUAUUCGUGCCAACCCAAACCUGACGGACCGGGAGCAGGAGGUGCCGCUGCACUGCGCCGCGUGGCACGGCUACUCGGCAGUGGCGCGGGUGCUGUGCGAGGCCGGCUGCAAUGUCAACGCGCGGAACCGCGAGGGCGAGAGCCCCCUGCUAACCGCCUCGGCACGCGGCUUCCGCGACAUCGCCGAGUGCCUGUUGGAGCACGGCGCCGACAUGGACUCCACCGACAAGGACGGUCACAUCGCACUGCACCUGGCCGUGCGGAGGUGCCAGAUCGAGGUGGUGAAGUGCCUCCUCAGCCACCACUGCUACGUGGACCACCAGGAUCGCCACGGCAACACACCCCUGCAUAUCGCAUGCAAGGACGGCAACUUGCCAUUAGUCACAUUGCUGUGCAAUGCUAAGGCCAAUCUGGACAUCCCAAACAAGUUCGGGAGGACGCCUCUGCACGUGGCAGCAUGCAAUGGCGGGCUGGAGGUGGUGCGACGUCUCUGCGUAGCUGGAGCCAAUACGGAGGCCAUCGCCAACGAUGGAAAGACGGCAGAGGAUCUGGCAACCGCAGAGCAGCAGGACCACGUAACGCUACUGUUGGCCAAGCUGAAAAAGGACAACCACAAGGGCAGCUAUGUCCAGCAGCUGCGGCUCACGCAGACGGCCCAGCCGCGCAUCAAGCUGAAGCUGUUCGGCCACUCGGGCGCCGGAAAGAGCACGCUGCUGGAGUCUUUGAAGUGCGGCAUACUACGGAGCUUUUUCCGCCGCCGGAGGCCCCGGCUCACCAACCCCGUGAGGCACCCGGCCUCUCCGGCCAGCUCCAAGCCCGCAGUCUCGGCGAGUAUCUCUAACCUGUACCCAGGCUGCGAGAACGUGAGCGUGCGGAGCCGCAGUAUGAUGUUCGAGCCCAGUCUGACUAAAGGCAUGCUGGAGGUGUUCACGCCCGCACACAACUCGCUGUCGGUGGCCGACGACACGGCCACCAAGGCCAUCGACAUCCAGACAGCCAACGUCAAUGGUGUGGGAGACUUCAGCGUGUGGGAGUUCUCCGGAAACCCGGUGUACUACUGCACGUACGACUACUUUGCGGCCAACGACAGCACGGCCAUCCACCUUGUGCUGUUCAGCCUGGAGGAACCGUAUGAGACGCAGCUCAGCCACGUCACCUUCUGGCUCAACUGCCUCAAGGCCCUAACCCUGCCCGAUGACAACAUAGUGUUCGGCGGGAAGAUCCGGAAUCCUCUGCGCGUGGUGCUGGUGGCCACACACGCUGACAUCGCCAACCUGCCUCGGUCGUUCGGUGGAGAGUUCGGCUACGACAAGGAGAGGGCACUGCUGAAGGAGGUUCGCACCAGGUUUGGGAAUGAUCUGCAGAUAGCAGACAAGCUCUUCAUCAUGGACGCCGGUGCCUCCACCUCCAGAGAUAUGAAGCUGCUGAGGAGCCUUCUGUCCGAGCUGCGCAACUCUGUCAUCUCUAGCUGCAGGCCUAUGACUCAGCUAGCAGAGAAGUUGUUGGCCACUCUGCCUUCAUGGCGUAGAACGACUGGGCCCAAUCAGCUCAUGUCCUGGCAGCAGUUUGUGGCAGACGUGCAGGAGCAGAUCAACCCUCUGGCCAGCGAAGAGGACCUGCGCGAACUAGCCCUGCAGUUGCACAGCAUGGGAGAGAUCAAUAUCAUGCAAAGUGAAACGGUCCAGGACGUGGUUCUGCUGGACCCCCGCUGGCUCUGUUCCAACGUGCUGGGCAAGCUCCUCUCCAUCGAAACCCCCAAAGCCAUCCACCACUACAGGGGGCGUUACCGCCAGGAGGAGCUCCAAACCCUGGUCUCUGAGGGCGAUGUGGAUGAGCUCCUCCAGAUCCUGGACGCCAUGGACGUGUGCGCACGCGACCUGGCCAACCCUGGCAUGGUGGACAUCCCCGCGCUGAUCCGCACGGGCGGCCUGCAGCGCUCCUGGUCUGACGAGGAGGUGGAGGACACCCUGCUGUACGGUGGCGUGCGCAUCGUCCCUGCCGAGCACCUGACACCCUUCCCCUGCGGCCUCUUCCACAAGCUCCAGGUCAACCUGUGCCGCUGGAGCCGGCAGCAGCGGCCCGAGGCCGAGGCUGACGAUGCCCGCCUGUGGAACGGCGGAGCCCGGGUGGGGCUGGGCAACGCAGACGCCCUGGUGCUGCUGGUCAACCACGGCCAGGGCGUGGAGGUGCAGCUGAGGGGGCCCGAAUCGGAGCGCGCCCGCUGCUAUGCCCUGUUGGACACGCUGUGCGGCAUGGCAGAGGGCCUGCUGGCCGCCACGCUGCCAGGCCUGCUGACCGCCCGCCAUUACCUGAGCCCCCAGCAGUUGCGCGAGCACCACGGCCCGAUCAUGCUAUACCAGCCGCGAGACUUUUUCCGCACCCAGGCACGUGGCGAGAGUGCUCUGGCCAACACCAUGGGCGGCUAUCGCGAGAGCUUCAGCAGCAUCGUAGCGCUAGGCUGCGCCCAGACGUACAAGCGGGGCAGCCUCGGCAGGGAUGUGCCGGCAUCCGAGAUCGGCUACCUGGCCCGACGGAAGCUUUGUCGCCUACUGGACCCUCCCGAUGCCCUGGGCAAGGACUGGUGCCUGCUUGCCAUGAACCUGGGCCUCAGUGAGCUAGCCGCCAAGUACAGCACUGGCACAAACGGAACUCCGCCGCUGGACCCUUUCUCUGUCCCGAGCCCAACCGCGGCCCUCCUGCAGGAGUGGAGUCAGCGCUCAGACGCUACCGUAGGUGUACUAGUGGCGAAGCUUCGUGAACUCGGGCGUCGUGACGCCGCUGAUUUCCUACUGAAAGCAGCACCGGUUUUCCGGGUGAACGCAGAGAGUGUAGGCACUCCACCGGAACGCUACGGCCCAGUCUGCAAUGGCGGUGCAACGUCUUACAAUUCCAUCAGCUCUGUCAUCUCACGCUAGAGCGCGCCCCCUAUGUGCAUGGAGGAACAUGUGCAAUUUAACCUGUGGAGUGUUGUUAUAUCUCAGUUCCCUCAUCCAAGACUGUGAAUCUUAGUACUCAUCAACCUUGCUACACUUUGCCGUUUCCGAAUGUCUCAUUCCUCUGAGGCAACCCUGAGAGAGUGCCUGGUUUAAGAAUAAUUAUGUUGUAUUUUUGUUGUCUGUUUUUAUUCCAAGUUAGAAUCUCAUAAAACAUCAAGGAGAAAUCUCAUCUGAAUCGAUGAGGAGUUCUUCAAUUUUGUAUUCUUUUAUACAUUCCAAUAUCUAUUGUGAUAAUGCGGUUUAUACUAAAUUUGACAACAGAAGGAUGAGUUAGGUUAUCAGCCCCAGUACUUUAAACAAUACUAUAAUGAUUCAAGCAACUGAGUGCCUUUAUGAUGGUAAUCCAUUGUCAACAAGCCAUCCUGGACACACCCAGUCCCGCUUACUAAAAUGAAUAUUUGUCAGUAUUUCAAUCCUUAGACGCCCUUUUGUAAAUCUGUUGCUUCUACAGCAAAGGCAAAGAGAUUAUUGAGGUUUUGGGUUGUGUAGCACACUUCUCUGCCUCAAAUUAAGAAAAAAAAUAUACUAAAGUUAUAUGCAUACCAUUUGAUGCUAGAAAACUAUCCAUAUUGGAAAUUCAUUAAGCUUUUACUUUUUAUUUAUUUUUAUUUUUAAUAAAGAAUUGUAGCCUUUUCUCAAGCUCUGUUCAAAAUUUGUUCCAAGAUACCUCAUUGCAGAGGACACAGUCCUUCAGACUGGGUUUGAAACUGCACAGAAAGCACGUGAAACACAUUGAGCAUUUCUUUCUGACCCUCCAAAGCUUUAGAUUAUAUAAAGUCCUCUAAAGUGUCCAAUCACAGGGCCACAAUUUCACUGGGAAAGCACAACCUACUAAGCCACUAAGUAUAUUUUAUCACCACUUUGGAUCAGGAUUUGCUUUGACACUUUCACAUUAUUUUCAUUGCGAAAGUCAGAUCUGCACAAUGGGACUUAAAUAUUGCUAUUAAGCUACUGUAACUACGUGUGCAUUCCUAAUAUUACAGAAAGUAAAGAAUUGUAACAGCAGUUUCCAUUACUAAUGCAGUUUCGGUUGCAUAUGACUUUGGCUGCUCUGUGUUUUUAAAGCAUGAUCUCAAUAUUGUUACAGUUGUCAACUUUAAUAUAUAUUUCCUGUUUUACACGUCUCAUCACCGUCUAAGAGGACAUGUUCAUUUCGAACUCAUUUCAUGCUCAGCUGUACUGUUUUCAGUGGAUAUUUAACCAAAACAAUAUCCCUUUUCCAAUGGAUUGAAAUCAGGCAAAGGUUUUAUGAAAUGUCCAUUUUGUUUUGCACUGAGGUUUAAAUUAGAAUUCACUGGUGUAUAUUUGGAGUCAAAACAGUGCUCUAGAUAUAUGUACUACGAAAAUGCCUAUAAAAGCUAGGCAUCCCCACUCAUGAGUGAAAGUGUAGCUUGAAUUAAUUCUAGAUCCAGAAUGCUUAUUUUUGCAGACUGGCCUUUAUGAUGUUAUGGAAAUUAAUGUAUUGCUUUUGUCAGUCAACUGAAAUGACAGCUAAAAUCUGUAAUAGCCAAUAACUCCAUCUCUCUCUCUCUCUCACACACACACACACACACACACACACACACACACACACACACACACACACACA
Messenger RNA from Electrophorus electricus (electric eel), 6266 nucleotides. It is a transcript of the gene dapk1, whose product is annotated as death-associated protein kinase 1. Gene Ontology annotation, molecular function: ATP binding; protein binding; protein serine/threonine kinase activity. Gene Ontology annotation, cellular component: cytoplasm; nucleus. The record is from RefSeq and is a predicted model, not a curated record. Gene Ontology annotation, biological process: intracellular signal transduction; positive regulation of apoptotic process; protein phosphorylation. Lineage: Eukaryota; Metazoa; Chordata; Actinopteri; Gymnotiformes; Gymnotidae.